ACACACUAACACCAUCUGUCACCAUUUACAUGGGAGUCAGCUACCGGACUGGGCUGCUGGGUACUGACGGGCACCGGGCGGCUGCUGGAGGGGAAGUCUGUGUCAGUGAGGAGAGGCUGGACUCCGGGGUGCCUAGAGACGCUGCUCGGAGGCUGGAGGCUGCCGCAACCGACAAACGAGCUGUGAAAGCCCCGCACACUGCUGAUCGGACAGCCUGCUGAUCCCUUUGCGUACUGAGAUAUUUGGCCUUGCCGAGCCGCCGUAGAGAUGGGAGAUAACAUGUCCAAGCGACUGAAGUUGAUCUCGGCUACAGACGCAGAGAUGGAGGAGCGCUCUUUUUCAAACCCAUAUCCCGACUGGGACCAAGGAGGCCUCACCUCCAACUCUGGAGCGGAUGUAGUUUGCAAUGACCCCCUUGAUUCGGAAGGAAAGGUUAGCACAUCCUUUCAGAAGAAGCUCCAGAGUAAGAUCAAAGAUCUCCUUCAGCAGAUGGAGGAAGGCCUAAAGACAGCCGACCCCCAUGACUUCUCCACCUACACCGGCUGGACAGGCAUUGCAUUGCUGUACCUUCAACUGCACCGGGUCUCAAAUGAGGCCUCCCACCUGCAUAGAGCCCUUGACUACGUGAAGAGGACCAUGAGGAUCCUGAAUGGGCGCAAAGUGACAUUUCUAUGUGGUGACGCAGGGCCUCUGGCAGUGGGUGCGGUGGUCCACCACAAACUGAAUAACACGACUGACAGCAAAGAGUGUCUGUCCAGGCUUCUUCAGCUUCAGCGGUCUGUGUUGAGUCCAGACUCUGAUUUACCAGAUGAGCUGCUGUAUGGUCGUGCCGGAUACCUUUAUGCUUUGCUGUAUGUUAACAAAGAGAUCGGCGCAGACACUGUGGAUGAGGACACCAUUACAAAGGUGGUCACAGCCAUUGUGGAAUCUGGUAAGAACAUGUCAGCAGAGCAGAAGAAGACUGAUCGCUGUCCACUCCUCUAUGAGUGGCACAAGAAGCAGUACAUCGGCGCUGCCCACGGCCUGGCCGGCAUCUAUUACAUGCUGAUGCAGCCUGGAGCAAAAGUCCAUCCAGACAUCCUGUCAGAAUUGGUUCGCCCCAGCAUCGACUACGUCCGCCACAAGAGGUUUCGUUCAGGAAACUUCCCUUCAUCCCUGAGCAACGAGAGCGACCGGCUGGUCCACUGGUGCCACGGAGCGCCCGGUGUUAUCCAUAUGCUUAUCAUGGCCCAUAAGAUUUUUAAAGAAGAAAAGUACCUGAAGGAGGCUGUAGAGUGUGGUGAGGUGAUAUGGCAGCGGGGCCUGCUCAGAAAAGGCUACGGUAUUUGCCAUGGAACCGCUGGCAACGGAUACACCUUCCUGUCUCUCUACAAGCUCACCAAGGAGAAGAAAUACCUGCACCGCGCCUGCAAGUUUGCCGAGUGGUGUUUGGACUACGGGACACAUGGGUGUCGUAUCCCAGACAGACCAUACUCCCUUUUUGAAGGUAUGGCAGGAGCCAUCCACUACUUAUCGGAGAUGGAAAACCCAGAAGCUUCGUGUUUCCCUGCCUUUGAACUUUGACCUGACAGCCCCUUGACUUUGGAUUACGAAGGGGAGGCUUAAUAUUUUCAAGUUAACUUUCCUUUAAAGGUACACUGCUCAAAAAAAUUAGGGGAACGUUUAAAUCACACAUUGGAUCUUGAUAAAUGAAAUGCUCACACUGAAAAUCUUUAGUGACAUAAAUUUCGUAAUUUUCUUGAGAACAAAAUGAUCUACUAACAGUGAGAACCAAUGUCAUCAACCCUUUGCGGGUUUGAAUUUAGAAACCACACCAAAAAUCAAAGUUUAAAAAUAGAAAUCACUGGCUCAUCUGACCUGCGUCAUAAUGUGGCUCAGCAGUAUGUGUGGUCCCCGUGAGCCUACAUGCGCUCUUAGCUGGUGUCUUUAAAUCUUGUUCUGGACUUGGAUCAUGGCAUCAGUAAACUUCUGGACAGUGUGUAGCACUAUUUGGUGGGUUUCGAUGGACCAGUGCAUAAUUUUCCAGAGAAUCUUCAUAUCUGAGAAGCAUGGGAGGCUAUCAGUGGCAUCAGUGCCUUGAUCAUCCUGGAACUGCCUUCAUUCUGGCCAGUGGAGGACAGACAUUGUUGUGCACCAAGAGGAUCCCAGGGCUUGCUCCAGCAUGAAGUCUGACAUUAGAUAUGUGGAUUUCAUCCUGAUACCAAACAUUCAGGUCUGUUUCAGUAUUUCACAUGUGAACAUCCUCUCAUGUUCACAUGGGGCAUGUGGCAGACCUCCCAGUUUCUGUGGUAUCUGGGAAAAAUCAGUCAUGAGGAUUAAAAGGAGAGCAUUGGUCUGUGGCUACAACCUGCAAAACCAUUCCCGUUUUGGGCGUUGUCUUCUUGUUGCUUUUCCAUUGUUGCCACAUUCACCAAAACAGAUGAAAUUAGUUGACCAUGAUUUAUACUUACAAGACGUUUAAUUGACUGUUUUAUUCUGAGAUCAUAAAGUGUUCCCCUAAUUUUUUUGAGCAGUGUACUUUGAUAAAACUUUCAGCCUUGGUCAUGCAUAAGUAGUGACCAAUAUUAGACAUUCAGACUGGAAAUGCAAGUGAUUCAUUAUUUGUUGGAUUAAAGACAUGGUUAGCUUUUCUGUGAUUAAAAAUUUACAGGGAAUGUUUUUGGACAAAACUACACGUUCACUUAUGUAGGUGUAGUAAAAAUAAAAGAAGCAGUAAAUCGA
This is a messenger RNA of Oreochromis niloticus (Nile tilapia), 2721 nucleotides long. RefSeq names its product LanC lantibiotic synthetase component C-like 2 (bacterial) (gene lancl2). NCBI's taxonomy places the organism in Eukaryota, Metazoa, Chordata, Actinopteri, Cichliformes, Cichlidae. Bases 268 to 1563 code for a protein of 431 amino acids. Gene Ontology annotation, cellular component: plasma membrane. The transcript has 11 exons. Gene Ontology annotation, biological process: carbohydrate metabolic process; peptide modification. The record is from RefSeq and is a predicted model, not a curated record.